AUGGAUAUGGAUCAUGGCUCCAGCGAUUGCAGUGUUCCGAUGCUGUGGAAUUGGAACACAGUAGGCUCUUGCUUCAUCUCGUCAUCAUGGCAGAUUACCAGCGGCGGCAUCAUGGCAGCGACAUGUAUCGGCGUGAUACUGCUUUCCAUGCUCGUCGAGGCGUCGCGUCGUCUGGGGAGAGAGUACGAUGACUUUCUCACUCGUCAAUUUCAACGGCACGCCGCCAUCCAAGGCCCCAGGAUCCUGGCCAAGUCAUGCGAGUCCUCGUCCGAGCCCAUCCGGCCUGUUGUCGCCUACCGUGCGUCUUUCCUCCAGCAGGCCAUCCGUGCGCUUCUUCACUCGAUCACUUUUGGCGGUGCCUACAUGGUCAUGCUUCUCGUCAUGUACUGCAACGGCUACGUCAUCAUCAGCAUCUUCAUUGGUACGGGUCUCGGCAAGUUCCUGUGCGACUGGCUCGUUGUGCGCAUCGAUGUCGAGGCGCUGAGGCCGUUGGCUUGUGCAGAUGGUAUCGGCGAGGCCACAGUGUGCUGCGGUUGA
Geosmithia morbida is the source of this 537-nucleotide messenger RNA. RefSeq names its product solute carrier family 31 (copper transporter), member 1. Gene Ontology annotation, cellular component: membrane. Lineage: Eukaryota; Fungi; Ascomycota; Sordariomycetes; Hypocreales; Bionectriaceae. Gene Ontology annotation, biological process: copper ion transmembrane transport. The transcript has 2 exons. Gene Ontology annotation, molecular function: copper ion transmembrane transporter activity. The coding region runs from base 1 to 537 and encodes 178 amino acids. The record is from RefSeq and is a predicted model, not a curated record.